Molecule: messenger RNA, 1186 nt
Organism: Coccidioides immitis RS
Lineage: Eukaryota; Fungi; Ascomycota; Eurotiomycetes; Onygenales; Onygenaceae
Product: eukaryotic translation initiation factor 1A
Exons: 3
Coding region: 131-580 (149 amino acids)
Biological process (GO): translational initiation
Cellular component (GO): cytoplasm
Molecular function (GO): translation initiation factor activity; RNA binding
Source: RefSeq, a predicted model, not a curated record
GUGACAACAGCACCAACCAACGAAGACAAACUUCUUCUCUCCAACAGGACCAGCAUAUCGCUGUAAUUUACAGGUACUUUCAUCCGAGAACCCGUUGCCUCGAAGAAGCACACUCUGAGUUGCUGUUAAAAUGCCGAAGAAUAAGGGAAAGGGUGGUAAAAACCGACGUCGUGGAAAGAACGAGAACGACAAUGAAAAGCGAGAGUUGACCUUCAAGGAAGAAGGCCAGGAAUACGCCCAGGUGGUUAAGAUGUUGGGCAACGGGCGCCUGGAGGCUCUUUGCUUCGACGGCGAGAAACGACUGGCACAUAUCCGUGGCAAACUCCGCAAGAAGGUCUGGAUCAACCAGGGUGAUAUCAUCCUUCUGUCCCUGCGAGAUUACCAGGACGAGAAGGGGGAUGUCAUCCUCAAGUACAGCGCCGACGAGGCCAGAAGCUUGAAGGCCUAUGGAGAGUUGCCAGAGAGCGCGAAGAUCAACGAGACUGAUACAUACGGCCAUGAGGGUCUUGAUGACAAUGUCGAAUUCGAUGAAGACCGCGAGAGCGCCGACGAGAAGGACAUCGACAUCGACGAGAUCUGAGCGAUCUCACCCUCCAAUUUCCGAUACCGGUGGGGUCAUAUUCUUACCUGCGCGUAUCUGGCUACUUAUGUCGCCGAAAAAGCAGACGAUUCCCCUGCCUGUCAUACUACGGGUUGUCGUUGCAUGAUGGAAAAAGAAAAUAAGUGUUACCCAUUCCCAUCACCAAAAAAAAAGUCAAGCGGCGAAUUUAGACAGCCCUUGCGCCAGGGCUGGGAGUCGGACAAUUUUUCGCGAAAAAAAUGGCUACCAUGUAAAUAUGAGCUCAGCCGGCUAUUGCCCCCCUUUCUCACCACUCGAUUCGUCCCUCGCCAUGCCUCGCACCCUACUCGCAUUUGCGGUGUCUCAUGCCCGAAAGCUUCGCGGGUACUACGUCAUCCCAGAAUGACUGAUCUAAAGUCCUCCUGCUCCAUUCCGCCGAUUUCAUGUCCGUUUCAUAUAUUCUUUUAACGCUACUUAUGAUGAGUUUCGUUUGAUGGCCUUAUUUCUGGUUUGCUCCUUCCCUUUGGUUUGCUUGUCAUGAUGUGGUGUUAUGCUUUUCUAAGGUUGUUAGAAUGAAGCAUAGAUAAUGUGAGCACUGAAAUCGAAUGGACCGAAGAUCACGUAAAA